UGGGUUUAUUUUUGUGAUGUGUUGUAUUUACAGGAUUCGACUGUUUUACCUGAAGUUGUUGAAACUACAAUUGAUAAAAUAACAUCAGCUACGGAUGAGCAUGCUAUUCUUCCGAAAACUCCAGCAACUACCGACAGAGAUGCAUCCGAAAAUACUCGUCAGAGUAAACGAUCUAGUCGUGAAACCGGAAACAGUCCAUCAGCCACUGACAAGGCCAAGUUCACCGUUGGUAGUAGCAGAACUAAUUCUAGUGCUAAGAAACAACUUGUUUGGAAGAAGGAGACAAGCAAACCUAAUAGAAACGUUGGAUUCACAAAACUCAGUGCUCUGUCACCGAAAAAGAAGGCUCCUAGUUGUAUCCUGGAAGGAGGUGGAGUAAACUCAUCUACUGGAGAUACUGUAUCCGGGUUCAAGGUUCCAACUCCUGUUAAAGAAUUGAUCGGGGCGAGGAGGGUAAAAGACAUUUCCAAGAAUUUGUUCCAGGAUGAAACACCAGGAGCUAACGAGGAGAAAAGUGCUGCUUGUGGAAAACCUAAACGUUCUACUGUUGCCCAAUUUGAUCGGGCCUCGGAAAACGUCUUGAAAUCGACUCCCAAGGAAUUGAAAGAGAAACUAGGUAAACGAAUCAGUCUGAAAGAACUGAAAGCCAAGUCGACGAGUCUGGAAGCUGAUGCUGGAAAGCUGGAUCCGCUGAAGGAACGUAGGUCAGCUCGAAUCCCUCCUCCGUCUCCGACCAAGACUGGAAUUGAAAUACGUGUCCCCGCGAGCCCCAGCAAAAUGUGCCGGGUUCCCCCGGUGGGCGGGGUGAAGGUUAGCCCUAGAAAGGUUCCUGCCUAUGAGAGAUACCACUACUUGACACGCCCAGUCUCAAAAACCCUUGUUUUACCAUACAGCUACAGGAUGUUGGCUGAAGUGUUUAGAUCUACCGACACGGUAGUGUCCAUGCUCUUCAAUAGAAGGGAGCCGAUCAUAUUCUCCAAGCUCGCCAAGGCUGUCCAGGACAUGAUGAGGAAGAAUUUUGGAGAGAAGUUUCUCAAGCAGAUAAAGUGCGUGUUUCCACAAGCUUAUCUGUACGCCUGGGAGAAGGUGCUAAAUAAGUUUGGUCAGAAGAAGGAUGAAUAUCAGCUCCGGAUAUCUCCGAACCUAGACUUCAAGAAGGAUAUUCUCACAGAGUUCGGAGCUAAUGAUAUUGAUGCCAUGGAGAAGAAUAGUGCUGGUAGGUUAACCCCUGAGCUGUUGGUGGAACGUAGAGGAAUAUUUCAUAAUUCUCUUCUCCAGUUAGUCAAAGAUCAACAUAGAACCUUCUUGGGUGGGUUGGAUCCUCCUAUCCUGGUGAAUGACAGUGAGCUAACCAGGUGGCAUAGAUCCUUUGAUGUAGAAUCCUGUCGUGAGAUUGAUACUGUGGAGCUUCCUCCCAAACCUAAUGUUGAAGAAAAGUUUACAACCGCUCAGGAGGUUCUAGAGAAAGCAAAUCAAAUCUAUAAUAUUAAUCCUAAACUAGCGGAGAGUCUACAGGAUGCAGCUGCUAAAAUACAGGAAGGUUCAGCUCCAGCUCCUGCUCCAACUCCAGUAGCUGCUCCACCUCCAGUUCCUAAAGCCUUUAAGGGUCUUAAUCCUAAGCUGUUAGAGAUGAUCAGAGCCAAGGAGGCGAACAAGGCCCGUGUAGAGAUGACAAGAGAUCACGGAGAAAUCAAGAGAAUUAAACAAUUGAAGAGAUUACCCCAACUAGCCAGAUUAACCAGAUCUCUUUUCGUAUCUGAGAGAAAAGUCUCCUUGACUCAGGAGUUUGUUGUGAAGAAGCUUGUUCAAUCCUAUCCGGGCUCCGUAGAGUCUUCUCUUAUAUUAGAGGAUCUCCGUCAGCUGUGUGUAGAGAGUGAUGGUUGGUUGGUUCUCCACCUGGUCCGGAAUACGGAGUUCGUUAAGCUGGACGGAUCCAAGGAUAUCAAUACUGUCACUACAAUCCUAGAAACUAAAAUAAAGAAGGCUGAAGCUGUCUAGAGAUAUCUGCUUGAAAUUGACAACGAGAGAUAUCAUUAUACAUUUUUAGAGAUACACCUUCUUAAUAUCAUUAGAGGAUCUUGAUAUAAAUUCAACGUAUAUGUAUGGUAGAUUUUUGUACAGUCUAGAGAUAUAUUCUCUGAAUUUGUGUAUACUGUACAGUCUAGAAAUAUCUUCUAAGCGUUUUUUAACAUUUAAGAGAUUUAUUUUUGUAUCUUUGUCCACAGUGACGUCUAGAAAUAUCUUCUAAGCGUUUUUCAACAUUUCAAUAUUCUCUUUAUCUUUGUACAGUUAAGAGAUAUCGAAUAGGCGUUUUCAUUACUUACUAUUUAAUACAAAAUUAGUAUUAAUAACAAAAUUAUGAUCAUUGAUGUAGAAAAUUCAAUUUAACCUGCUACCGGAUAAUUUGUUAGAAAGAUUCAAGCCUUUUCAUUGUAUUUUUAUGUUUAAAUUUUGUAUUUUUAACUUUUUUUGCAUCUUAUUUUGCUUGACUAAUACUUGAUCAUUAGUAAUUGACAAUUAUAUUUUUACCAGCUCCCCUAAACAUUAAACAAAUACUAGUUUCAAAAUAAAUUAAACAGUAAAAUUUAUAUUUUGUAUACUCUGACCGUUGUAUCUCCUGAGUUUGAAAUAAAUUAAUGUUUUCAGA
Messenger RNA from Eurytemora carolleeae, 2647 nucleotides. It is a transcript of the gene dup, whose product is annotated as DNA replication factor Cdt1-like. Gene Ontology annotation, biological process: regulation of DNA-templated DNA replication initiation; DNA replication checkpoint signaling; mitotic cell cycle. Gene Ontology annotation, molecular function: DNA polymerase binding; DNA binding. Bases 778 to 1998 code for a protein of 406 amino acids. Gene Ontology annotation, cellular component: nucleus. The transcript has 12 exons. The record is from RefSeq and is a predicted model, not a curated record. NCBI's taxonomy places the organism in Eukaryota, Metazoa, Arthropoda, Copepoda, Calanoida, Temoridae.